CCGCCCAGAGCUGGCAGCCAGAGCCAAUGGGAGGCGUGGGCAGAGCGGCCCCGCCCCCAAGGGCGCUGUGGGCUCCGGCCCCAGGGGCGUGAGCGCCAUUUUGGCUGGUGCUGGGCAGCGUCGUGGGAGCGCUGGAGCAGAGGCUGUGGUGUGCGCGGGCAGCGCUGCGGGACUCUGAGAGAGGAGCACACCUGGCACCUGGUGACCCCCGAUGUGAUUUCUCGGGACGAGGAAGAGUCAGGCAGCGGAUGGCAGGAGGAAGCAGGGUUCUGGCCUGCUGGCAAAGGGAGCCAGGCCUACAUUAGAGCCCUGCCUGUCUGCUGUACUCAUGGUGCUGGGCUUGGGAGCUGCUUGCUCCAAGCCCCAUCUCUGCUGCAUGGUCCUGGGCAGUACUGAGCCAUCCCUUGCAGGUAAGAGCAGUGACCUCGUCCCCCACUAGCAUGGCCUCACAGCAGGACCUAGACAAGAGCUGGGAGGAGAAGCAGCACCCAGGGAGUAAGAUGGAGCAGACCAAGUGCAACCUGAAGAAAGAGAAGAAAGAUUUCAAGACAGAGGAUGAUGAUGAGGGGAAUGAUGACUGUGAUGAUGUUGAGUAUGAGGAGAAUGUUCAGGGUGAAGAUGACCAAGAUGAGGAGGAGGAAUACGAGGAGGAGGAGGAUGGGUUGAUGUUAGCCCCCUCUGUGCCAGUCAAGCAGCUGCUUCAGUGCCCUGAGUGUGGGCAAAACUUCACACGGCGCUCCAGUCUCAUUGACCAUCACCGAAUCCACACGGGCGAGAAACCCUUCAGCUGUGCUGACUGUGGCAAAAGAUUCACAGUGCGCUUCAGUCUCAUUGCUCACCGCCGAAGCCACACGGGCGAGAAGCCCUUCAGCUGUGCUGACUGUGGCAAGACAUUUGCACAGCGCUGCCACCUCCUUAGACACCACCGAAUCCACACAGGCGAGAAGCCCUUCAGCUGUGCUGACUGUGGCAAAAGAUUCACACAGCACUCCAGUCUCAUUGCUCACCGUCGAAGCCACACGGGCGAGAAGCCCUUCAGCUGUGCUGACUGUGGCAAGAGAUUCACAGAGCGCUCUAGCCUCAUUGCUCACCACCGAAUCCACACUGGUGAGAAGCCCUUCAGCUGUGCUGACUGUGGCAAGACAUUCACUCAGCGCUCGAGCCUCAUUGUCCACCGCCGAACUCACACGGGUGAGAAGCCCUUCAUCUGUGCUGAGUGUGGUGAGAGCUUCACAGUGAGCUCAACCCUCAUGAAACACCGUCGAACUCACAGGGGCCAGAAGCCCUUCAGCUGUGCUGACUGUGGUGAGAGCUUCACAGUGCGCUCAGACCUCAUUAUCCACCACCGAAUCCACUCCGGAGAGAGGCCUUUCAGCUGUGCUGACUGCAGCAAGAGUUUCGCUCGCAAGUCUGCCCUCACCCUGCACCGCAGUGUGCACACCACUGAGAAGUCCUUCAGCUGCAGGGACUGCGGCAAGAGCUUCAAGUACAGCUCCACUCUCAACAUCCACCGACGCAUGCACACCAGAGAGCACCUGUACCCCUGUGCAGAGUGCGGCAAGAGCUUCACCAAGAGCUCACAUUUCAUCCAGCACAGACUCAUCCACAGCGGUGAGAAACCCUACAGCUGCUCUGACUGUGGCAGAAGCUUCAACCACAGCUCUGCCCUCACCAAGCACCGCCGUGUCCAUAGAGAUGAGAAGCCCUUCACCUGCUCUGACUGUGGCAAGAGCUUUGCCAGCAGAGACAGUCUCACUUCCCACCAAUGCACCCACACUGGUGACCAACCCACGCUGCAGGGUAAGCACAACUAGCCCCACCCUGGGUCUGUUUGGGUAAUUGUACCCCCAGCCCGAGAAGGCCUUUCCAACAGAUUGAACCAAAAUUGCCCAUUUUCCAGCUGCAUUUCUCAGAGGCUGGGGGCUCCAGCAGGAACAAACACCUCCUGCCCUGCUGAGCACCACUUAGUGCUGCUGAGAAUCAUUGCAGUGCUGAGUCAGCACAGCCAGAGCUGCCGUUGGAACAGUGCUGAGCUGUGCAGGGAUUUGUCUGGUUCUUCCCCUAUUCUUAGUGUCUCCCUGUGGUUAAAACUCCCUCUGCCCCGUGCCCAGGUGUGUCAAUAAAAGCCCACAGUGACCCAAA
Molecule: messenger RNA, 2142 nt
Organism: Pogoniulus pusillus (Red-fronted tinkerbird)
Lineage: Eukaryota; Metazoa; Chordata; Aves; Piciformes; Lybiidae
Product: gastrula zinc finger protein XlCGF26.1-like
Exons: 4
Coding region: 441-1814 (457 amino acids)
Source: RefSeq, a predicted model, not a curated record